This is a messenger RNA of Myodes glareolus (Bank vole), 2816 nucleotides long. Lineage: Eukaryota; Metazoa; Chordata; Mammalia; Rodentia; Cricetidae. The record is from RefSeq and is a predicted model, not a curated record.
AGGGGCAGAAAGUCAUAACUUGAGUAUCACUAAAGAGGCGACUCAGUUCCUUUUCUCUUGGAGUUCUGAGAGGAUACACACCUGGAAAGGCCAACUUAUCCCCCACUGGGGAUCAAGUCCCUCCACCAGAAUUCAUUCCUGAUAGAGACACAGAAAUCACUCAAGGUCAGGUAUUAACGAUUACUGUACUUCACUUACUCCCAAGAUGAGUGAUGAAGAGAUCACUUACGCAACUGUGAAAUUUCAUAAGUCUUCUUCAGGGUUGCAGAAUGAAGGAAGGCCUGAUGAGGCUAAAGGGCCCACAGAAGCUGGCCACAGAGAGAGCUCAGUCCCCUGGAACCUCAUUGCAAUACCUCUUGGAAUCUUUUGUUCCAUUCUGCUGGUGACCAUUGCAGUGUUGGUGACAUGCAUUUUUCAGUACAGACAAGAGAAACAAGAACAGAAGAAAAUUCUAAAUGACCUCAAUCAAAAGUACGACAGCUUGAAAAAUGACAGCUCCUUAAAGGAAAAAAUGUUGAAAAAUAUGUCUAUAGACUAUGAUGCCCUCAAAGGUCGUCUGGACUCCAUCAACAAAGAAUGCUAUGCAAAAACUAAGAUUACUUUAGAUUGCUCAAAAUUCUCAGACAAAUAUGUUGGACACUGGUUCUGCCGUGGCAUAAAAUGUUAUUUUCUCAUGGACAAUAAAAACUGGCAUAAAUGCAAAAAGACCUGCGAAGACUGCACCUUUUCCAUUUUGAAUAUAGAGGAUAAUGAUGAACUGGCAUUCCUUAAGGCCCAACUUGAUUUAAACAAAUACUGGAUUGGAUUAAAAUAUGAUUUAAAGAACUGGCAAUGGGUUGGUGAUAGCCCGUGUAAACUUGAUUUGAGUGUAAUAAAAUUAGGACGUGCCACAGGAGGCUGUGCGUUUCUCAGCUCAAUAGGCACACAGGAUUAUGAUUGCUAUCAACGCCUUGGCUGUAUAUGUGAAAAAAGAGUGGAAAAGUGCAGUCAAAGGAAAGGUCUCAGCCGGCUGCAAAAACCAAGUGAGGAGCUGGAAAGGGAAGAUGACUUUCCAAAAUCAGACUAAACAAAGCAGAACCCAUCUUCCUUCCUGAUAAAAGGAGCAGCUUGUGUCAACAGUACUGAUGCUCUCUGAUCCCAGGCCCUGAGGAAUCACUCUUUUUGUUUGCUGAAAGACACAUGGAACCAAAUACAGAACAUUGAUAAAUGGCACACAUAUCUUAUUAUCUCUAAGUUCAAUCAUCUCUGUAUCUGUGGCUUUGACAUAACAAUGAGGAAGUAAAAUGCAGAUGUGUGUUUCUGUUUGCUUGCUAGUAAGUUGAUUACUGUUUGAUAUUUUUUUUUUGCAGGUGGAAGAACUUACCUUUAAAAAGCAUUUAUUUUCUGUAAAUUAUAAUUUCAGACUUAUUUGAUGAAUAGUUUCAAACUAGUCCAAAUGUUCUCUUUCUCUGAUCUGCUUGAUGAUAAGUAGAAACCCUAUAGACAUGGUAAUAUUCAUUGAGGCCAGCUUGAUGGAUGUCUCAGAUGUAUAAUCUUACAGGUACAACAGUUUGAAGAGAGUAAGCUACAUAGUGAAGUUUUGACUAUUGUGGGCUAUAGAGUGAGAGUCUGUCUCAUGAAGCCUAAUAACUAUGAUGGUGAUAAUAAUAAUACCAAACUGUCCUUAAAUAUUUUCUAAUGACAAAUUAUUUUAAAACAUCAGUCUGAAGCAAUAAAUUGUAGUAUUGAUAAAGUUAUAUGUUCUAAUCUAUAAUCCAUGUCCAUAUUUGUCUGUUUUCUGGGUGAUGUCUCUAUUGAUAUUUUCUCAUGGUCAGGAUCAUGUAGUGCAUUUAUUUCUAAUGUCAUUUAGUUUUGAAGUGAUUAUUGACGCAUGAGAUUUUUCUCUGAUAAUAAAAACAUAAGAUACUGGUGUUGGAGUGUGUGUAUGUAAUAUAAUGUCUCCAUUGUAAGUUGUAAGAAUUAUGAGUUUUAUCAAAUAUGUACAUGUCUUCUAGCACCAUUGUGAAAAAUCGUUUUAUGUCAACUUAACACAAUUAGAGUAAUCUGAGAAUUGGGAACCUCAGUUGAGACAGUGCUUGCAUAAGUUCUGCCUAUACACAAGCUACAGGGCAUUAGAGAUUAAUGUGUGAGAGCCCAGCCCAUUGUUGGUAUGACUAACUAUUGGUAUAUAGUCCUGGGUUCUAUAAGAAAGCAUUCUGAGCAAGCCAUGAGGAGCUCCCAGAAAGAUGCACUGUUCAAUGGCCUCUGCAUCAGUUCUGACUUGUAGGAUCCUGCCAGGUUUUAGUGUCUGUUCUGACUUCCUUCAUUAAUGGACUGUGGUGUAGAAAUGUAAACAAAAUAAUCCCCUUUCUCCUCAAGUUGUCUUGAUCGUGUUGUUUUACCACAGCAAGAGAAACUCUAAGAGAACCAUCAAACCAUAACAAGGCUAGUUUGUAUCUCCCAAUGUUCUUUUCUGCAUCUUGUCACCCCCAAGUUGGCAACAGACAAGCAGAAAUAUGCUCUUUUGUACUGUCAAUUAGUGUGGCAUAGUCAUGAGUGUCAUUUAUUAUAUUAAGAUUUGUAUUUGGCUCAAUUUUCUUUGACUAUUACCAUUAUUAUCAUUAUAUAUUAUAUAUCAUCAUCAUCAUUUUAGCUAACUCCUGUCUUUUUCACAGAUCAGUGGUUCAAACUUUUUGGUAAAAAGCACUUUUAUUUUAUGCAAAUUGUUGUAGGAAAGUGCAGUGGGCUGCGCCCCCGCUGCCUGGCUCCAGGCUAGUUUACCCCUGAAAUAAUUACACGGAAACUGUAUUCUUUUAAACACUGCCUGGCCCAUUAUC